Molecule: messenger RNA, 4445 nt
Organism: Dunckerocampus dactyliophorus (ringed pipefish)
Lineage: Eukaryota; Metazoa; Chordata; Actinopteri; Syngnathiformes; Syngnathidae
Product: hormonally up-regulated neu tumor-associated kinase homolog A-like
Exons: 9
Coding region: 314-2401 (695 amino acids)
Biological process (GO): protein phosphorylation; intracellular signal transduction
Cellular component (GO): cytoplasm
Molecular function (GO): ATP binding; protein serine/threonine kinase activity
Source: RefSeq, a predicted model, not a curated record
UGAAGACGAAACGCACAAAGGAGACGCUCUCUGAUAAAGUUCACUUUUUAAAAUUUUGAAUCCCUCCCAAUUAGACACAUGACGUCAUAGUUUCUAAGUGGGGUGUCACUUUAUUCUAAUCUUGCAAAAGUGCUGAGUGGAUGCCUUUGGAGGAACAGGUGGCGCACGCCCCCACCUACCCCACCCCGACCCCAGACUGCCUUCAUUUGUUCAAUUAGCAGCGAUACUCACUCACUCGGUACCUGGACCGUCUUCAGUAGGGGACACCCAGCCCGCGAAGGUGCGCACAAGAGACGCCGGCGAGGACGCAGCCAUGCCGGUAGCCGACUGCGACGUGCCGUUGGAGGGGACCAGCAGUCGCUGGCUGGAGGGGAGCAGCAGCAGCAGCGGCAGCAGCACCCAUGAGGGCAGCAGCGGGGCCGAGGGCAUCCUCCCGGCCUCGCUGUGCAGCCCAGCCGCCGACAUCCUGAAAAACUUUUACCACACCAAGCGGGUAGGCAACUACCUGAUUGGCAGGAAGCUGGGAGAGGGCUCCUUCGCCAAAGUCAGGGAGGGUCUCCACGCUCUCACCGGGGAAAAGGUGGCGGUGAAGGUGAUCGACAAGCGCAAGGCCAAGAAGGACUCGUACGUCACCAAGAACCUGCGGCGCGAGGGCCACAUCCAGCAGAUGAUCCGCCACCCCAACAUCACACAGCUUCUGGACAUCCUGGAGACGGAGAACAGCUACUACCUGGUGAUGGAGCUGUGCCCCGGCGGCAACCUCAUGAACCGCAUCUACGACAAGAAACGGCUGGACGAGCGCGAGACACAGAAGUACAUCCGGCAGCUGGUGCUGGCCGUGGAGCACCUGCACAGGGCGGGCGUGGUCCACAGAGAUCUGAAGAUAGAAAACCUCCUGUUGGAUGAGCAGGACAACAUAAAGCUCAUAGACUUUGGACUGAGCAACUGCGCCGGCAUCCUGGGAUACUCUGAUCCAUUCAGUACCCAGUGUGGAAGUCCCGCCUACGCCGCUCCUGAACUGCUCUCCAGGAAGAAAUAUGGACCCAAAGUGGACGUUUGGUCCAUUGGGGUGAACAUGUAUGCCAUGUUGACGGGGACGCUUCCCUUCACCGUGGAGCCCUUCAGUCUGCGGGCCCUGCAUCAGAAGAUGGUGGACAAAGAGAUGAACCCUCUACCUCCAUCGCUCUCCACAGCCGCCAUCUGCCUUCUGAAGAAGCUCUUAGAGCCGGACCCCAACAAGCGGCCCAACAUCCACCAGGUGAUGGCGGACUCCUGGCUGCAGCUCGCCAACAAGAACACAGGGGCACCGUACCUCAACAGGAUCCACAUUGAGGAAAUCAACCACACAGUGUUGCUGCACAUGACGGAGAAGAUGGCGUACAAGCACAGUGAGGUGCUGAGCGCCGUGCUCACCAACCGCGCCUGCCACACUCUGGCUGUCUACUUCCUCCUCAACAAAAAAAUGAAGAGGCUGUCCAAAGAGUACAGGGAGAUGCAGUUCCAGGAGAAGAAGAAAGGAGACAAGCAGAAAAACGAAUAUUUCCAGACGCAGUGGAGGAAGCACGUGGACAAGCUCACCAUCCCGCCGAAACAGACGCCCGUCUACCUGGCGGUGAGCAAGGGACCCACCAAGGAGAAGAAGCACCGCACAGGUCUGUUACGUGCUAUAACUGGUGGCCAUCGUAACUCACCCCUGGCUCCGCCCGGCACCGUGGCCUCCUCCUCUAUGGAAUACCUGGAGAUCCAGCCCCUCUUCUCCAACACGCCGCAGCAGCGGAGGCGCCUAGCCACGCUCCCGCCGGUCAACACCAGUCCGGAGCACAACAUCCCCGCUCCGCCAGCGCCGUCGCCCAUCGGCAUGCACUCCUUCGGCUCCCUUUCCAAAGCCGAGCAAAUAGAGGACACGCCGGUGUCGCCGUGGUACAAGCUGACCAACGGGACUCUGUCGCCACCUCGCCAUGUCUCCGCCUUCCAGCCGGACUCCUCCUACUUGAAGAAGGCCACAAUCCCCAGUCCUCCCGUACUCAUCGUCAACCCGCAGCCAAAGAAGAGUAUUUCCACCGACUGGUGCGGCUCCUCCGACACCAGCGGCAGCCCUCCCAGCACCAUCGGAAGCCCGGCGGGCAGUUCGGCCUUCAGCCCGCCCAAGUCCGCCUUCAGCGCCCUCAACCCCUCGUCUGCGUUCAGUCCCCCGUCCAACAGCAGCAGCAGCGACCCCGACAGCCCCACGCACCGCAGCAAGUUCCCCUCCAUGGGGAUUGGACAGAUGCUGAAGAAGAAGGUCCAGCUGCAGCCAUUCACCUUCCGACCAGAACAGGUCGUGGAGGAGGUGGUGUCCCCGCCUCCUUACCCCAUGCAGACGCUCCUUUGCGCUUCAGGUGCACUCAAGACCCUCUGCUAACAAGCCACGCCCUUUUAACAUCUCAUUUGGACGUAAGGUCUUUAAAAACUGUGAACUGUCUCUUUUUAUUGCCAGUGAGCCACUUUGAUUUGAAAAUGGUUCUCGAGGUGACGUCAGGAUAGUGAGAUUUGGAACGCAUCCCGAAGCAAUGACUCAAAUGUCCUAGAUAGAGUGGACAGAGGACACCAUGUACACACGCACACACACACUGUAUUAUACACUGAGUUAUGUAAUAAUUAAGUGGUUACUUACUGAGCCGCAGACUGAUUCACACCAGCUAAACGACCCAGCUCUUCCCCGAACCCUGAAUACUCGUCUAUGCGUUUUGUGUCGUCUGUGAAAUAAUUUUUAAAAACUCUUUGAACGGACCUCCAGCUCAGCCGGCACCGUCGUAUUCCUCAGCGCUGACUGGAAGGCCGAGCUCGCUGCACUAGCCUGGGAAAACCAAAAUGUCUCGGAAUCAGAGUGUUUAUCACCUUUUACCUCACGCUCGACUGUAACGACGCCCGAGCGUUUUGAAGAUGAAGUAGGUGCCAAGUCUUUUCGUUGUCGUAGCAAACUUGAUACAGUAAUUACGGACUUUUUUAUACCAGAGUGCUUCCGCUUCUGCUCCACACUGGGAAUGUCCAUUAGUACACCAGUACUUUUUCAGGAUGAACAUUUCAAAAAAACAUUUCUGUAAACACAUUCGCAAACUGUCAAGUGCAUGCCAACCCUAAUCCCUAACUCUUAAGGGCAUGUUUGCCAAUCAAAAGCCAGAAGAAAGCCAUUUCGGGAAAAGACACAAUGGCAAUCGUCAAUGUGGAAAAGAAGACUCUUUUGUGUAUCAAGGUUGAUUAUAAAAUCCACAAAACAAGUCAAGUAUGAGGUUAGCAUUGAGUUCUACGAACAAAUGCUGAAAAAUGCAAAUGCAUGUGAAUGAAAGGCCAAAACACAAAAAUAUAAAAAACAUACCAAUGUUCUUGUGGAAAUCUGUCUCGCAUGUUUCUAGUCACUUUUAAAGAAAAACAAAAACAUGAAAAAUACAGUGUAUCCUCGUUUUUCAUCAUUAAUUCGUUCCGAAAGGUGAGAGGAAAACCAAACACACAAAAACCAGAGCAAUUUUUCCCAUAUGAAAUAAUGUAAAUCCAAUUAUUCCAUUACAGACACAAAAAUAUGAGCAAAAAAGAGAAUAAUACUGGUUGUACAUGCAGAAAACUGUGAAAUAAUUACAAAUGUGGAAUGAAACGGAACGUAUUGUGGAUGUGGACUUCCUGAUGAGAUCGAAUUCAAUAUUGUUUCUCACCUUCGUUAUCACAGUAAAAAGCAACUUCCUUUGGCCCCAUGGCAGGUUAAUUAGCAGCUGUACUCGAUAAAAAAUGCAUGCGACGCAUAGGGUGCUUUGUUUGGGCACUCCAUUUCGCGGAGCGAUAGAGUACAGGCCAAACAGACUAGUUUGAUAUGUGCAAUACUGUACAAAAACAGAGGCAAAAUGUUUGCGAAAAUGUUCGACAAAAACCAAGUGUAGACUGUAUAACAAAAAUAAUUGAGCCUUACAAAACUGGACCGACCUCGAGAAAAUGGUGAGACAAUGUUGGAAAAAAAAAGAAAACAGAACCGCAAUCCACUUCCUUUUGUCUUAAUGCUGUAGUUUGUGCAAUAGUCUUAAGUGUUACUCCAACUAACGAGUGUUUGCCAAGAUUUCGCUGAGAGAUGUAAAAAGAAAAUGUAAAUAGCAGUAAGACUUCUAUGUUCCCGUCAUUCGUCUCUACGAAGCCAUCUUAUGUUUUGUUCAAGUGUUUUGGGCUUCUUUAGCCACGCCGGGCGUCGCACUGUUACAAAAAUUCCAGUUUAAAAGUUGCAUGCAAUGUUGUUACUGUCAGCAUUUGAAAUGAUUUCAUGAAGAAAUUACAUGAAUUAUUACGUCUUUGUACCUUUUUUUUGGUGCGGGUUCAUACAGAGAUUGCUACUGGAGGGGAGUUCUUUUGUAAGAUUUUGUAAUGGAUGGUUUUGUUUGUUUGUCAAGAGAUUUCUAUGCUGUAAAAAGUUAUUUUAAAUAUUUAUA